Messenger RNA from Ixodes scapularis (black-legged tick), 1116 nucleotides. Its product is annotated as G-protein coupled receptor moody. NCBI's taxonomy places the organism in Eukaryota, Metazoa, Arthropoda, Arachnida, Ixodida, Ixodidae. Gene Ontology annotation, cellular component: membrane. Gene Ontology annotation, molecular function: G protein-coupled receptor activity. The transcript has a single exon. Gene Ontology annotation, biological process: G protein-coupled receptor signaling pathway. Bases 1 to 1116 code for a protein of 371 amino acids. The record is from RefSeq and is a predicted model, not a curated record.
AUGGAAGGCGUGAUCGACCUCGCACUCCACAUCGCAAACGAAACGUCUUCAGAGGGCUCGGAGAAGGCCAACGACACUUCUUCUAAGGUACUCCGAUUCAAGGACUACCCGCACGAUGCCCUAAUAACCGGAUUCGUCUUCCUCGUCCUCAUGGUUGUCUUCGGCGUGCUCGCCAACACGGUAUCCAUCUUGGCACUCGUCAAGUCUUCCAAGCUCAACAACGCCACCACUGCCCUCAUCGUGAACCUCUGCUUCACUGACCUGAUGUUCAGCGCCACCAGCACGCCGUUCGCCGUGACAGUCUUCUGGAACGCCGGAUGGGCUUACAGCCACGGUUUGUGCGUCGCCUACGGUGUGAGCCGCUUCUUUAACGUUGGAGCGUCCAUCUUCACCGUCAUCGCGAUCACGAUCAACCGGUACGUCAUCAUCGUGAAACCGAUGUUGUACAAGCGAGUCUUCACUCCUGGAAACAACCUCCUAGUUGUUACCGGCACGUGGCUCAUCACUGUGGCCCUGAUGCUGGCGACCACGGCUGGACUCUGGGGCAGGUUCGCCUGGGACGACGAGAUCGGAACGUGCAGCGUUGUGCCCCACAAUGGAAGGAGCAGCAAAGCGUUCCUGUUCAUGGUCGCCUAUUUCCUGCCGACCGUGUUCUUUGUCGUCUGCUACAGCAGGAUCUACUGGAUCGUUCGGAACACGCAGAAGAACCUUCGGCAGUACAGCACUAACCACAAGUCAGCGGCGUUUGUUACCAAUCUGAUGAAGCGUUUCGGAGCUCAGCAAGAGCAGGAGGGGCAACCAGUGCCCGAAGAGCGGAUCCAGAGGCACCAAAACAGGACCGACAAGGACCUCAGGCUCUUGAAGAUGGUCCUGGUAAUCUUCGCGGUGUUCACCUGGUGCUACCUACCACUGCUGCUGCUGAAGGCUUUCCGCCUGCUGGAUAACUACCCUGGUGUUCAGGUCGUGGCCUAUCUCAACUUCUAUUUUUCCGGAUGCGUGAACCCGAUCAUCUACAUCUGCAUGAGCCGAGAGUACAGACAGGCUUACCGGGAACUGUUCCAGAGGAAACGCUCGACUCUCUCUGACAGCACAAGCAGCCGUGAGACUCAUCUUUGA